AGAAAGGUUGCCCAGACUUGUAUAGCAUAACCCAGGCCACCUGGGGGGUUGGGGGUAAGGUAAGCCUAGGUGGGGGAAUCUGAGCAGACCAGGCAAUUUCUGUCCAGUAAGCAACCAUGUGCACGCAUUUGGAGCAAUGACCACUUCACGUCAUCUUGACUGUUAGAAAUAAUUUUGCCAACACCAUCCAAGAGCCCAAACUAUAGAAGAUAGAAUCUCAGAGACACCUAAUGAAAGUUCAGUAUUAAAAACUAGGCUGGAUAGACAAACCUCUCCAUUUCUGGAAGAGAGCAGGAAGAAAGUAAGUCUGAUACUUUAUUUGCAGAUACAACCACAUGUAGGGAGCAGAACUCCUGGGAUUCUCCAGUAACACCCAGCAGCUCCCAGCCACGCAGACGCAGGAUUCCCCUGGUGCCCUCCAGCCUCCAGCUCCCUGGAUCGGCCGCUCAAUCACGGUCGAAGAGUAUUACCAGGAGAAGCAAGCUCAGUCAUAGUGGCUGAAGAGGAUCUUCGAGGAUAAGACUGCUACCACCUCAGGCUUUGGAGCUACGACCCAGACCACCAGCAGCGGUAGCAGUAGCUCAGAGUGUGCCAGCACAACAUCAUCCCAGUUCACAUCCAGGGUGUCACCAGGCCCCGCUGCCAGUGGGGACUUUGGGAUGAGCGUGUCAGCCCCCCACAGCAGCUCCACCAGAGGGGCAUUCAACUUUGUGGCAGGAUGGAGUGGGAGAACUGGUGGCACGGCCCCUUUCUGGGGAUGCUUGAGUCAGAACUCCCUUGGUGUACCUGGCCAGAGCACACUGUUUGCCGUCUACGUGGCCAGCACACCUCAGAACACGUCUGUGCUUGUAGGCAUCACCUCAGCUUUUGGAGCUGUGACCCAGACCACCAGCUGUGGGACCAGUACAUCGGUGUUUGGCAGCACCAUCUCAUCGCCCUUCACGUCCGGGGUGUCAGCAGGCCCCGCUGGCAGUGCGGGCUUUGGGAUGAGGGUGGCUGCCCCCCACAGCAGCUCCGCCACUGGGGUGUUCGGCUCUGCGGCAGGGCACCGUGGGAGAACUGCUGGCAAGAACCCUUUCUGGGGAGGGUUGAAUCCAAACUCCCUGGGUGCAGCUGGCCGGAGCACACCCUCUCCCUUCCAUGUGGCCAGCACGCAUCAGAAGACAUCUGGGUUUGUAGGCAUCACCUCAGCUUUUGGAGCUGUGACCCAGACCACCAGCUGUGGGACCAGUACAUCGGUGUUUGGCAGCACCAUCUCAUCGCCCUUCACGUCCGGGGUGUCAGCAGGCCCCGCUGGCAGUGCGGGCUUUGGGAUGAGGGUGGCUGCCCCCCACAGCAGCUCCGCCACUGGGGUGUUCGGCUCUGCAGCAGGGCACCGUGGGAGAACUGCUGGCAAAAACCCUUUCUGGGGAGGGUUGAAUCCAAACUCCCUGGGUGCAGCUGGCCGGAGCACACCCUCUUGCUUCCACAAUGCCAGCACACCUCAGGACACAUCUGGGAUUGCAGGGAAGGUUUGGAAUGGAGUCAGUCUGUGGUGCAAGGCACUGUUUUAAGUGCUGACACAGUCUCUGCUUUUUUUGCUAUACACUGUGGUGAAAAUUUAGAAGUUAUCGCAGAAGUUAUCUAUAAACAGCGUGAAGUAGCAGUGUAACAUAUGACCGGAAGAGCUAUUUUGAUAGUCAGCCUCAGCCUUUCUGAGACAAUAGCAAACUGAGGCCGUGGCCACAGUUCCAGAGUUGGGGGCAGGGACAGCGGCUGUUUGUGAGUGUGUUGCAGGCACAGGAGUAAAGGCCCGAAGGUAGAUAUGAGCUCAUGUUUUCAUGAGCAGAGAAGAGCCAGGUGUGGCUAGCCGUUUGAAAAGGAUUGUGGGAUAAAAUGACAUUAAGAGACAGGCAGAAAGAUCAUUCAUGGCCUCUUAAAAUUAAGUUUUUUUGGUAGCAGUCUACCAUUACAUGCAGAACAUUACCUUUACUAGGCUUGCCCCUUCCCCAAAUCCCCACCCAUACCCCAUUACAGUCACUGUCUAUCAGUGUAGUAAGGUACUGUAGAAUCACUACUUGUCCUCUCUGUGUUGCUCAGCCCUUCCCGUGCCCCCCCCCCAUAUUAUACAUGCUAAUCAUAAGGCCCCCUUUCUUUUCCCCAACCCUUAUCCCUCAUUUCCCACCCAUUCUGCUCAGUCCCUUUCCCUUUGGUAACUGUUAGUUCUUUUUUGGGUUCUGUAAUUCUGCUGCUGUUUUCUUCCUUCAGUUUUUUCUUGUUCUUAUGCUCCACAUAUGAGUGAAAUCAUUUGGUUCGUGUCUGUCUCCACCUGACUUAUUUCAGUGAGCAUAGUUCCCUCUAGCUCCAUCCAUGUUGGUGCAAAUUGUAGGAUUUGCUUUCUUCUUGUGGCUGAAUUAUAUUCCAUUGUACAUAUGUAUCACAUCUUUUUUAUCCAUUCAUCUACUGAUGAACAUGUAUUUUGUUUCCAUUUCUUGACUGUUGUAAAUAGUGCUGCCAUAAACAUAGGGGUGCAUAUGUCAUUUUCAAACUGGCUGCUGUUUCUUGGAGUAAAUUUCUAGGAGUGGAAUUCCUGGGUCAAAUGGUAUUUCUAUUUUGAGCUUUUUGAGUAACUUCCAUAUUGCUUUCCACAAUGGUUGAACCAUUUUACAUUCCCACGAACAUCGUAGGAGGGUUCCCCUUUCUGCACAACCUCGCCAACAUUUGUUGUGGUUUGUGUUUAGGAUGGCAGCGAUCCUUAGUGUUGUGAGGGGAUAUCUCAUUGUGGGUUUAAUUUGCAUUUCUCUGAUGACAAGUGAUGUGGCGCAUCUUUUCAUGUGUCUAUUGGCCAUCUGAAUGUCUUCUUUGGAGAACUGUCUGUUUAGCUCCCCUGCCCAUUUUUUAAUUGGCUUAUUUGCUUUUUGUUUGUUGAGCUGUGUUAGCUCCUUAUAUAUAUUUGAUGUCAACCUUUUAUCAGAUCUGUCAUUUAUGAAUAUAUUCUCCCAUACUGUAGGAUGUCCUUUUCUUCUGUUGAUGGUGUUCUUUACUGUACAUAAGCUUUUAAGCUUGAUAUAGUCCCAUUUGUUCAUUUUUCCUUUUGUUUCCCUUGCCUGGGGAGAUACGUUCAUGAAGAAGUCACUCAUGUUUAUGUCCAAGAGAUUUUUGCCUUUUUGGUUCAAGACUUUUAUGGUUUCAUGACUUACAUUCAGGUCUUUGAUCCAUUUUGAAUUUAGUUUUGUGUCAGGGGUUUAGACAGUGAUCCAUGUUUCCUCCUUUUUUGCAGCCAUCACCUCAGCCUUUGGAGCUAUGACCCUGACCACCAGCAGCAGGACCAGUAGCUCAGACUUUGGCGGCAACACCUCAUCGCCUUUCACGUCCAGAAUGUGAGCAGGUCUCGCUGGCAGUGCGGGCUUUGGAAUGAGCAUAGCUGCCCCCCACAACAGCUCCACCACUGGGACAUUCAGCUUUGGGUCAAGACAGAGUGAGGGAACUGGUCUCAAGAACCUUUUCUGUGGAGAGUUGAAUCAGAACACCCUGGGUGUAGCUGGCCUGAGCACACCCUCUACCUUCCACAUGGCCAGCAUUCAUCAGAGCACUUCUGGGAUUGCAGCCACCACCUUGGGCUUCAUAGCUACGACCCAGAACAACAGCAGCAGGACCAGUUGCUUAGUGUAUGGCAGUACCGCUGCAUUGUCCUUCACGUCCGGGGUACCAGCAGGCCCCGCUGGCAGUGGGGGCUUUGGGAUGAGUGUGGCUGCCCCCCACUGCAGCUCCACCACCAGGACGUUUUACUUUGUGGCAAGACGGAGUGGGAAAACUGGUGGUACAGCCCCUUUCAGAGGAGGCUUGAUUUAGAACUCCCUGGGUGCUGCUGGCUAGCGCACACCCUCUGUCUGCCACGUGGCCAGCACGCCUCAGGACACAUCUGUGUUUGCAGCCACCACCUCGGGCUUUGGAGCUACAACCCAGACCACGAACAGUGGGACCAGUAGCUCAGUGUUUGGCAGCAGCACCUCAUCACCCUUCAUGUCUGGGGUCUCAGCAGGCCCUGCUCACAGUUGGGGCUUUGG
Molecule: messenger RNA, 4046 nt
Organism: Manis pentadactyla (Chinese pangolin)
Lineage: Eukaryota; Metazoa; Chordata; Mammalia; Pholidota; Manidae
Product: putative nuclear envelope pore membrane protein POM 121B
Exons: 7
Coding region: 660-1553 (297 amino acids)
Source: RefSeq, a predicted model, not a curated record